GGUUUUGUUUUCGGUAUUUACAUCGGAUCCAGUUGAGUUGAGUGGUGGCAGCAUCAUUGCAAACAUCCAAGGAACCCAGCAAAACACAUUUUCUAUUCUUCAAGAACAUCGCAGUAAGCGAACAAUUAAAGCCCAGUCAACAAGUUCUAUUCCUGCGAACAAUUAAACCACAGUUAACAGGUUCUAUUCUCCAAAAAUGAACUUCUCUAGAAUAAGAUAUCUUUUCCGCCGGUUCUUCACCUCCUUCGAACGAAACUAUCCGACCCCGUACAAACUUCUUGCGGGCGAAAAGCGAACCGAGCUGCUGCUGCCCCGUGCACUGCUGCUAGCCCUGUACGGACUGCUCGUGGGCUUCCUCUUCUAUCGGCUCGUGCUAGUAAACCUUGACCUUCCCGACACCGUCCGCUUCUACUUCGGCCUUACGGUGGCGGUCGCACUGGCAGUCGGAUGUAGCUUUUCGGCGCAAGCUCGCUGCGUCUGUGCGCUGUGUUGGGUAGGGUUUUUUGGCAAAGCGGGACGCAAUCUGCUCAAAACACUUACACUCACCCUCAUACUGACCGGUCCAAUCGAAAAUGCGACCCUGAACGGCCGGGAAGUGGUGCGCGUUCUAACCUGCUCCGCCGAGCUGGCCUUUAAUUUGACGCUAACGCGCGUCGAUCUGAUGACGAAACCGUUUCAAAAUGCACUGCUCCAGGGGCGCGAUCGGCUGCCGGAGUUGAAGCAAGAGUUUUCCGCGAUCGUUUCCAUCGUCGAACCUAUCGUGCGGGAGGUUGAGCAUUCUGGCCGUGGUGGUGGUGGUGAUGGAGGAGAAGACGGCUCAGACUCGCUCAGCAGUGAGGAGGAGACUGCGGACGGUGCGGGCAUUGAUGGGCCGAUUCGUUCCGCAGCCGCUUAUCAGCAGGCGUACGUGGCCAAGCUUAACGAGCGCUGCCUGGCCCAGCUAGCGACGGGCGUGGACCGGUGCAAGGCGGCGUUCGAGCGGUCGUACGACGAGUGUAGCGAAAGCUUGCCACCGCUCGUCAACACGCUGCUCUGCUGGCCGAUGAAGCUGGAUGUGGCCUGCAGCUCGGCCGAACUGUUCGGGGUUGGUGCCGUGUGCCGCAUGGAGGACGUGCUGGAUGAGGAUUUCGGCGCAAACUAUCGCCUGCUCAAGCAGACCGAACAGCAGCUGACGGGGGGAGUCGGUGGCAUCGGGAUCGAUUAUCAGGUGCCGGAUUUGCGAAACCAUUCCGGUUACAUAACCAUCAAGAAAGCGUCCAAACAGAUGGGGGAAGAAUUCAGCAAAAAGAAACACUUCCUCCGCUUGGUGAGCUACUUUGUGCGCAAAGUGUUUGCGUUCAUCUUUCUCCGUGUGAUAUUCAGCUCGGUCCGAUACCAUAAUGCGUACCUUUGGAGGAUCACUUUCAACAACUUCUACAUAACGGAUCAGUUUCGAGCGCUCGACGCUCGCCGUGUGAUGGAGAAUGGCUUUCCGCUGCUCCCUUUGCGGGCGAUCCAGCAAUCGGAACUGAUUGACACGGGGGCAGGCAUUUGGAACAAGCUGGAACUGCGCCACAUUGUUGGAUCCUUCGCUACGCUGCUGUUUCAUUGCCUUUCGACGACCGUUCUGCUGCUGAUGGACGCACUGCUGUAUGAAACGCUCGACAUAGUGGCUCGCCAUUCGCGCAUUGAGUAUCAUCAGCAAGGAUUCCAUGGCGUUAACGUGACGGUGACCGGUACGGGAGCCCUCGCCGAGCUGGUGCGCAACACUGCCGAAGGAUUCCGCACAAACGAACGGUUAGAUUUCCACGCCUCGAACGAAGCGUGCCUUCCGCGCCCAGUGCCAUUGUCGGGCUGGACCGUCGCCGGCAUUUAUGGACUGUUCGCGCUGCUGGCCCUUCUCAUAACGACCGAAGCGUACGUCCAGCGGGCUCGCCGUCUCAUCUGCUCCUUUUUCUAUCCUGGCCGCGAGCAGAUGCGUACCGCUUACCUGUACAAUCGUGUCCUGCGGCAGACGCGCACCCUGCAGGCGACCCUCCCCGGGCGCAUCUUACAGUUAGCGGACAGUAGUGGCUCCUGCCGAGUGCUCCCGUUUUGUGACCGGCUCGCCUUGCAUCAUCCAAACUGGUUCGGCUGGACCCACACCGGUCGACGGUGUGCGGUGUGUCGGGGCGUCGGAGCACCGCAGGAGUGUCAGCGGCCGGACUGCUUCCUUCGCUACUGUGCCGGCUGCUGGCAGGACAUCGAUCGGCAGUGUGUGGUCUGCGGUGGCCAGCCUGCCGAUUGCUCGAACUGUUGCAACCCGCUCGACAAUCUGUUGACGGCCUGAAGCAGCGUACCAGACAGACAUGACGUGCCGUGACAUCCGCUGGCAAGUAUUUGACAGCACCGUUACGCACACACACACACGCGCGCAAUGUGCCCCUCAGGCCCGUCAAAGUUGGCCGGUACUUGCCACCGGUUGGCUCGUGGCUGGUCCCGUUUGGUCUUUUUGGAUCCGGAAGCAAUGUUCAAGCAUGGAAUCUUCCAGCGCGCACACACACAAACAUACCGAUGCGGUGUGUUGGAAACUCAACGCAGCGUAACGGGCACAGCGGAACGGGCGGGGAAGGGUUUCCCCUUGCCCAGGCGGGAUCAUGCUACAACACGGUCACUGACUGUGGACCGUGUUGGCCGUCGGCAGCAUAAUGAACACACACUUAAAAUAAUCAUCCCGAACGAACGCAGCAGCCAUACAUAUACACACACACACAUUACAUGAUCGCGGGCACGGGCGCGCCCGAGCAUGCGGGCUGCCUGGUUCGGUCAACUGACCGACUGCCAGGCAGCGGGAAAACAGAUCGGGAUCAGUAGCCCCGCGCACAAUUCGGCCAUUCGUAGUGUUGCGAUAUGAUCGCCAGGCUGCUUGGGGAAACGAUGAUGGUACCCGGCCGGCUGCGCGGAGGGGGAUCGUGAUGGGCGGCUAUGAAAUGAGCAUCAUUACACAGUAGCUUGUUGCAUUUCUUCUGGAGAAAGUUUCUUCUAGUUUGGUGCAAAUUGUGAAUCGUAUGGUUGAA
This is a messenger RNA of Anopheles merus, 3035 nucleotides long. Its product is annotated as protein sneaky-like. Gene Ontology annotation, cellular component: membrane. Lineage: Eukaryota; Metazoa; Arthropoda; Insecta; Diptera; Culicidae. Bases 197 to 2308 code for a protein of 703 amino acids. The transcript has 4 exons. The record is from RefSeq and is a predicted model, not a curated record.